Messenger RNA from Synchiropus splendidus (mandarinfish), 4207 nucleotides. RefSeq names its product FERM and PDZ domain containing 2 (gene frmpd2). The record is from RefSeq and is a predicted model, not a curated record. Lineage: Eukaryota; Metazoa; Chordata; Actinopteri; Syngnathiformes; Callionymidae. The coding region runs from base 251 to 3664 and encodes 1137 amino acids. Gene Ontology annotation, cellular component: cytoskeleton. Gene Ontology annotation, molecular function: protein binding. The transcript has 30 exons.
GAGAAACUCACAUAAUAUGCGUCAGUAGCGGCGAAGGCAGAGUAAGCGAUGUUACUGAGAUGAUGUGCUUUCUUUUGAGCAGACAACUGACCGGCCAGUGAGGAUAUGAUGGUGCCAUGAUGGACAGAAUUACUGGAACAAGGAAAGGAGGGUGGAAUGUGAGCUUAAAAGAAAGGAUUAGAAGCAGCGCGGCGGAUGUCUGAGCGAACUUAAGAGGAAUCUCUUGCGGCGACCGGAUGCACUAAGAAGAAUGGGGACAUUUGUGACCCUGGCAGAAGUGCUGGAGGCUCGGGGUUUCCCACUGGAUGAAGACGAAGUCUGGUGUCUACUGCUCGCCGCGUCUGAGGCCUUACUAGAUGUUGCUAAAAAAGGAGGGGCAAGCAUGUGCAAUGUGCUGAGCCCUGGGUCGGUGCUGCUGUCUGCCAAUGGAAGUCUUGCCUUCAAGAGCUGUACCCGUUAUGAGGAUGUCACUUCCUUCACUGCCCCGGAGGUCCACCAGAGCCUUCCUUCACCGGGCAGGAAUUCAGCUGAAAAGAUGCUGGUGUAUUCCCUUGGGAUGACUCUCUAUUGGUGUGUUGACUAUCAGCUCCCACAAAACCAGCCAGUACAACUCAGCCCAGAACUGGAGGGUUUGCUGCUGAGCAUGUGCGAGGAUAUGAUCCUUCGACGGACAGACCUGCUGACGGUUCUGGAUACCUGUGAGCUUCACCACAAGUCGUCAAUGCUGCCCCCUGUCGAGCAGCUGGUCAGGCACUUGGUGGAGGACGUCUACAGAAACUCUGAUGAUCAUGUUGGUAUGGGUGAAAACGGAUCUCAGCUUACAGACCGCAGUCAGAUGGUCAGAGACAGAUUACACAGAAGUUCAUUUAGUAACUCCACAUGGGCGUUGAAGAAGAAGCUGUCCAGAACAUUUUCUGGGACAUCAUACCCAACCGAGCACACUGGGAUUCCCUCUGGAGGACGUCACAGGGACAGCUACGACAGUUGGCACCAGUUGAACCGCACUUCUUGUAGUCCAUAUUUAGAUGGCUGUCGUCGUAGUACGUCAAGAUCCCUGGCACAUUUUGAGUCCACAACAAGCUUAAACGAGAAGAAACUUAAGGACACGACUCCCGAGUUCAUUAGAAUGUUAGACGAGCCACCGAGUGUUCUGGAACUGCCUGGUUCCAUUGUGUCAAAAAAGGGCAAAACUGCAGUAUCCCAGCGAGAGGUCAGCGUUGUGAUGCCAAACAGUCACAAUAUUUUGGUUAAAUGUGAGGUGAAGUCCAGAGGCGGAGACAUCUUUGACAUGAUUGUCGCACACUCCAACCUGAUGGAACACUUUUAUUUUGGCCUUGCUUACCUCGAUGAUAAUGAGUUUUUCUUCAUCGACAACGAUACUAAAAUUUCCAAAUAUGCCCCAGAUAGUUGGAAAAAAGUGCCUACAACCACCUUCAUCCUUUUCUUCAGGGUGAAAUUCUUUGUCAAUGAUAUGUCCCUGCUUUUGCACAAACAGACCCGACACCUAUAUUACCUUCAUCUCCGGAAAGACCUCUUGGAUGACAGGCUGUCCUGCCACGAAGAGACGGCCCUCUUCCUCGGAGCUCUAGCCCUGCAGACAGAGCGAGGGGACUGCAUGCCCGAGCUGUACGGUCGGAAUUACUGUCGCCCGGACCAUUACGUAUCCAAAAGUGUGAUGGAGAGACGUGCCUUACCUUACAUUCAAGUGGAGCUACAGCGGCUUCACACCAACAAUGCACAGAUGCUUACAGAUGAAUCCGAGCUUGAAUUUCUCAAGGUAUGCCAGCAGUUGCCUGAAUACGGCGUGUUGUUUCAUCGAGUGACACGUGAAAAAAAGACCUCAGACGGCGAGAUUGUCCUCGGGAUUAGUGCCAAAGGAGUUACCGUCUAUGAAGUGAAAGACGGCGGUCGAUCAACCAGUCAGAGUUUCUUCUGGAGGGAAACUUCAACCAUCUCCUCAAAUAAACGUAAAUUUAUAAUCGAGAUGCGUGGCAGCAAGAAGAAGUACGUCUUCAUUACGGAGAGGUCAAAAAUAGCCAAAUACUUAUGUAACCUGUGUUCAUCCCAGCACAAGUUCAACACCGAAAUGAACUCCCGUCAACUCACCCACAGCCUAGUCUCAGAGGAGAACAUCAUGCAGUACUCCCCAGGCUGCCGAGCUCAGAGCAACAGGCUCAAAUCUUUCCUGUGCUCCGAGACGCCACAGGAUGACAGCGGUCUGACAACGCCUCAGGAGGAGCCGAUGACCAAACUGUGUGAUGACGUCACAGCCAGGAUCGAAGCCCGUAUCAAACAGCAGCACCAAAGCCUUAAUGAGCAGAGCACCUGCUCCAGCAGCCUUCGCAGCAGCACAGGGAUGCGUUCACCAGCCUGCUCUCAGCGAAGCGGAUCUGAAGCCCCAUCAGGUUCCCCUGCGGCAAGAGAUACGCCGACGAAACAUGGGAGUUCAUCGGAGCGAGAGGUCAUAUGUGUCUCCCUGAAGAAAGAUCCUAAACUUGGCCUAGGCAUUAUAAUCGUUGGUGAGGAUACAGUGGGACGCUAUGACUUGGGGAUUUUUGUAGCCUCCGUAGUGCCUGGUGGACCAGCAGAUAGGGAUGGACGCAUACGACCAGGUGGUCGUCUGAUCUCUUUGAACCACGUCAGCCUGGAGGGUGUCACCUUCAGUGAGGCUGCAGAGGUCAUGCAGAACAGCCCUGAGGAGGUCCAGCUCAUCGUGUCACAGGCAAAAGGUUUUCACAGUCCAAGCAGUGUUUGUUCUCCUGUGCUUCUGACGAUGGGCCGUCCUCGAGAAGAAAGCCUUGAUGACAUUGUUUCAGUCAUGGUGACGCCCAAGCCCAGCAAUAGACUCCACGUACCUCGCGGUGCCCCCUCUCUCAGUGCACAGGAUGGCUGUUCCUUCCCUUCUUCCCUGAACUGUGAGAGACUGGAGGAGACUGUUCAGCUCAGGAAGAUUUCAGGAAGUCUGGGCAUCAGCAUCACAACUAACAUGCCCAACAGAGGAAUCUACAUCAAGAACCUGGUGGCAGGAGGAGCAGCUGAGAGAGACGGACGCAUUCAUUCAGGUGAUCGACUCUUGGAGGUAGAUGGUGUGAGUUUCCAGGGAUUUACGUACGAGCAGGCUGUGGAGUGUCUGAGCAAAACUGACCAGGUGGUGUCUUUGGUGGUGGAGAGAGAACCGAUGAGCCUCCCUAGAGUUUCUCUAAGUGCCGAAAAUGACUGCGUUGUAUCAGCUCACAGUGGCAAUCCAGUGACCCGGCAAAGCAGAAUCAGCAGCUUCUCAUCCGUCUGUACUCUUCCACAGAGCGUCUGUGACUGGCCAAAGGACUACAGCUUUGUGUCCAGCGAAAAUACCCAUGUUGUGACUCUGACGAAGAGUAACAAUGGCCUGGGGUUCAGCUUCCUGAUGUGUGAACUGGAUCCUCCAACUUCUGACUUUGGCAGCCUGAUACGGAUCAAGGAGCUUUUCCCUGGUGAGCCAGCCAUUCUCAGCGGGCGAAUUCAGGAGGGCGACGUCCUGUUGGCCAUCAAUGGUCAGUCUUUGAAGGAGCUGUCGUACCCAAAAGUGCUGAAGUUGUUCAAGACUUCACCAGCCAAGGUGCGACUCACGCUCUGUCGACCGGCGCCAGGAAUCCUCCCGUCCGUAGAAGAGUUCACAGGGACAUGAAAACCCACAUUCAGAUGCUGAUCAAUCUGGAGGAUUAGAUAUGUCAGAGCGUUACGCUGAAGCAUAACGCUCCAACAAAGCUGAUCAUUAAGGAGAAGAACUGCCUUCACUGAGAAGCAGCAGGUGUAUGGAGGACCAUGAGAAGAAGAAGGAACCAGAAUGGAUUUCAUGCAAUAUGAAGCAAAUAUUCAAGGAAUAUGAGCAAUAAGUUUGUUCUUUGUCUCACUAGAAGGCAAUGGCUCACCAGCAUUUAAUUAACAUUUGCAUUUAGGUCAUGUAAGUUAAAAUUAUCUUGUAAGUGCAGAAAGUCAUAUCACAAUUUUCAAACAAUUGAAACCUCGUGCAUUUUAAGGCAAGUUGCUGAACUAAAUGUAAUAAUCUGACGUGAUUGGUCGGUACCAGAGUGGACCUUACGAGGGCACUGUGGAAAUUCAUUAGCGUGUCAUGCGACAGCAAAGAAGAGGACUCUGACAGUGUAUAUGACAGUUUGGAGCCUUAUCGAGUGCAGUGGAUUGUUUUGGCAGGAGUUGUCAUUAAACUCUC